AUGACACAAGUAACAAAGCGUAGUAAAUUACAUUAUUAUUCAGAUGGUGAUAUUAAAAUAAUAGUGGAUAAAACCAUAUUUCUGUUACACAAAACAAUAAUCGGACUUGCUUCAAAAGUAUUCCAAGAUAUGUUUUCGUGCGCAUCACCAUUUACAAGUGAAAUUCCAGAAAUAAGGUUAGAAGAUGAAUCACCGAUAAUAUUUGAAGAACUUAUGUCAUAUAUAUAUCCCGAUACAUAUAUAACCAUAAAUUGGAAUAAUGUAAGUGAAUUUUUAAGAAUAGCCGAUAAAUAUAUAAUGGAACCGAUUUUAAUGGCGGCGAAAGCGUUUCUUGAACGAGAAUUUCGGAAAAACCCAUUACCAGUGUUAAGAAUGGCAGAACAACAUAGAUUUAAAGAACUUUACAAAGAAUCAUCAAAAUUAGUUUUAGAGAGAUUUCCUGAAGUUAAAAGAACACAUACAUUUCAACAACUUUCUGUAGCAACACGUACGGCAUUAAUUGCAAAAUAUGAAGAAUAUAUAAAUGCAUUAGGUAUAUUAUGUAAAAUAGAUUUUACAUCGGGAUAUUUACAUUGUAAGGAAUGUAAUUCAGCAUCAGAACAUGAUAAAGAGAUUAGCGAAAAAUUUGAUAGUAGAGUUAGACAAGUUCAAACACUUCCAUUGCCAUUACCUCCAUCACAACCUUCUGUUACUAGAAAAAUAUUAUUUGAAGCUAUUGGAAAUAAUAUGUGUGAUAAGCAAUUUAUGAACUUUCAGCUUCCUAGGAAGUUUAAAAAGCACUUUGGAUCUUUUGAACCUUUGGAGU
Molecule: messenger RNA, 805 nt
Organism: Scutellospora calospora
Lineage: Eukaryota; Fungi; Glomeromycota; Glomeromycetes; Diversisporales; Gigasporaceae
Source: the annotation of a GenBank genome assembly